This is a messenger RNA of Schistocerca serialis cubense, 2885 nucleotides long. RefSeq names its product potential E3 ubiquitin-protein ligase ariadne-2 (gene ari-2). Gene Ontology annotation, molecular function: zinc ion binding; ubiquitin protein ligase activity; ubiquitin conjugating enzyme binding. Gene Ontology annotation, biological process: positive regulation of proteasomal ubiquitin-dependent protein catabolic process; ubiquitin-dependent protein catabolic process; protein polyubiquitination. The record is from RefSeq and is a predicted model, not a curated record. The transcript is spliced from 3 exons. Gene Ontology annotation, cellular component: cytoplasm; ubiquitin ligase complex. The coding region runs from base 225 to 1670 and encodes 481 amino acids. Lineage: Eukaryota; Metazoa; Arthropoda; Insecta; Orthoptera; Acrididae.
UUGCAGUAGCUGCGACAGCAAAAGUUAACCUACACACGAGUGGCUUUUGACAUUAGUGUCGUCACUGGGUAGUGUGUUGAUGCGAUCAAUAACAUUUUAAGAGUGUGUUCUCCCUCGCUUGUUAUGUGUACUACUUCAUACCGUCGUGCAGUAUCAACAAUAACAACAACAAUAAAAGUUAUAACGAAAUCGUUUAGUGCUGCAGCUUAUUGCUAGCAGCAAAGAUGUCUGGAGAGGAAUGCGAAUCAGGAAUGGAUUAUUCAGAGGACGAGUGUGGCUACGCGGAUUAUUACAAUGACGAGGAUGAUUGCGAAAUGGAGCAACCGGACCCGACGAAGCGAGAUCCAGAAUAUUUCAGCUACGAGUGCCUGAGUGUGGAAGAAGUGGAACGGCAUCUAAACGUCUCAGUUGAAGCAUUAAGUAACAGCUUGCAGAUAACCCCAUCAUUAGCUAAAGUGCUGUUGCAUACUAACCGGUGGUCAGUGCAGGACAUAGUGAAGAAAUUCGGUGACGAAUCUGUGAACCUCCUGGACCGCAAGUCGUCUGCGUCUUCUACAACGGGGGCGGUGGAUCAGGGACAGAUCCGCACAACCCUACAAGCCAUUCAGUGUCCAGUGUGCCUACUAACGCAGCCGCAUGAUAAAUUUAGCGCCCUUUCGUGCGGUCACAAGUUCUGUAAGGACUGUUGGUCGGUGCACUUUGAGGUGCAAAUACUGCAGGGAGUUUCGACAGGCAUUGGCUGCAUGGCGAAAGACUGUGACGUUCUCGCUCCAGAAGACUUCGUUCUGUCACAGGUCUCACGGCCUGCCACCAGAGAGAGGUACCAGCAGUUCGCCUUCCGGGACUACGUCAAGUCGCACCCCGAGUUCCAGUUCUGCCCCGGGCUGAACUGCCGGGCGGUGGUGCGCGCCAAGGAGCCGCGAGCCAAGCGCGUGCAGUGCUCGAGCUGCGCGGCCGCCUUCUGCUUCCUGUGCGGCGGCGACUACCACGCGCCCACCGACUGCGCGACCAUCCGCCGCUGGCUCACCAAGUGCGCCGACGACAGCGAGACGGCCAACUACAUCAGCGCGCACACCAAGGACUGCCCGCGCUGCCACGUCUGCAUCGAGAAGAACGGCGGCUGCAACCACAUGCAGUGCUACAACUGCAAGCACGACUUCUGCUGGAUGUGCCUCGGCGACUGGAAGUCGCACGGCUCCGACUACUACGAGUGCUCGCGCUACAAGGAGAACCCGGACGCGGCGCAGGAGUCGGCGCUGACGCGCGCCCGCGAGGCGCUCAAGAAGUACCUGCACUACUACGAGCGCUGGGAGAACCACUCCAAGAGCCUCAAGCUGGAGGAGCAGACGCUGCGCAACAUCCGGCGCCGCAUCGACGACAAGAUCAUGAAGGCGGCGGGCACGUGGAUCGACUGGCAGUACCUGCUGGACGCGGCGGCGCUGCUGGCCAAGUGCCGCUACACGCUGCAGUACACCUACCCGUACGCCUACUACAUGGAGGCGGGCCCGCGCAAGGCGCUCUUCGAGUACCAGCAGGCGCAGCUCGAGGCCGAGAUCGAGAACCUCUCCUGGAAGGUGGAGCGCGCCGAGACGACCGACCGCGGCGACCUGGAGAACCAGAUGGACAUCGCCGAGAAGCGGCGCACCACCCUGCUCAAGGACUUCCUGUAAGGCGCCGCCGCACCCGGGGGAUGAUCACGUGCUGUAGUGGACUGAGCUGCAGCGGUCUCAGGGAGAGAAGAUUUUAUAGAAGAAACACCACCCACCUGUCUUCACUCGUGGAAUAGUCUUUAUUACGGACACGACGAUGACGACGGUGAAGAUAUUGUUGACAGUUUGCUGUGCUUCGUAUGGUGCCUGUGCGAGAUGGGAUUUGUGGGAAGCACUGAAUGAGAUUGCUGUGGUAUUGCAUAACAAAUACUUGUCACAAUGUUGACAGGGGUAGCAGUCUUUUGCUACUAAAGGUGAUAAGUUUCCCAUAAUCAUUUUUUUUGGCAGCUGGAAGAUAGAGUGUCUUACCAAAGAAUGUCCACUUGCUACAGCACCGGCAGAUUCACUCACUGUGCACCUACGGAAUGCAUCCUCGGUUUUCAGCCAGUUUCUUUUGCUGUGUUACUUUUAGUAAGGAUCUCGUCAGACGCAGUGUAGUUUCUGUUACAGUUUUGUAUUUUGUUUGCUUAACUAUAAAACCUGAAAAACGUACAUAAUGUACUUAUUAGACUGUUUAAUUGCCCGAUUACUAUACUUGCUUUCCUAUCUUAGUGUUUUAUGCUGUACUACCAGUUAGCACUUACUGUUAUUGUGAUGUUUUACCUCUUACACAGUUACAAAAAGAACUGUGCCUUAGGGCAUUUUUUUAUAUCAUUUUCGUAUCUCUGUGACUGAUGUCGUCCUGGGGAAAAGAAAGCUUUUACACUGUGCCAUGUAUGUAGAUUGUAUGUCUAUUGAAGGGGGGUUUAGUCUUUCCUUGGAAAGGAAGAAAGUUUUGAGCUGGUGAAAACUGAUGUGAAGAUGCCAUUUUUUGAAACUGUGUGUUGUAAUCCUAUUCUGCAGCUGGAGCUGUUACUUUUAAUUUAGUGACAAUAAUUUUUUACUAGGGACACUUCUGAAUGCAGAUGGCAAUAUUGCCCUCGAGAAUGUAAUUGGGGUAGUUCUUUGUGAUUACUCACUGGCAGUAGCUUGAAAAAGCAAACGCAUCCACAACGAUAUAGUUUAUCAUUGAUAUUUUCGUAUAAGUGAUAUCGUACAGAGAUAUAAGCUCUGUCAUACAUUACUGGACAUGAGGUUUGCCUGUUAUGCGAAACACUGUUUUUUCCUAAGACCUCUACACCCAUCAUAGGUGAGUUUUGUGUGUUCAUAGCUGUGAGACGUGAACAUAUUUUAAGU